This is a messenger RNA of Babesia microti strain RI, 1173 nucleotides long. Its product is annotated as large subunit ribosomal protein L3e. Gene Ontology annotation, cellular component: cytosolic large ribosomal subunit; ribosome. The transcript is spliced from 4 exons. Lineage: Eukaryota; Apicomplexa; Aconoidasida; Piroplasmida; Babesiidae. Gene Ontology annotation, biological process: translation; ribosomal large subunit assembly. The coding region runs from base 1 to 1173 and encodes 390 amino acids. The record is from RefSeq and is a predicted model, not a curated record. Gene Ontology annotation, molecular function: structural constituent of ribosome; RNA binding.
AUGUCGCAUAGGAAGUUUGAACAUCCUCGCAGAGGCUCAUUGGGAUUCCUUCCUAGGAAGAGAUGCCGGCGUCAACGAGGAAAAAUCCGCUCGUUCCCAAAGGAUGACCAAUCAAAACCUACGCAUUUGUGUGCAUUCAUGGGUUACAAGGCCGGAAUGACUCACAUAGUGCGGGAAGUAGACAAACCAGGAUCCAAACUACACAAAAAAGAAGUGGUGGAGGCCGUUACAAUUAUUGAAUGCCCACCUAUGAUUGUAGUUGGUCUAGUUGGAUAUAUUGAAUCUAGGGGAUUACGUGUGCUAUCAACUGUAUGGGCCGGUCAUCUUUCUGAUGAGUGCAAGAGACGUUUCUACAAGAACUGGUAUAAGUCCAAAAAGAAAGCAUUUACAAAGUACUCUAAGAAGUUUAUUACCACCAGAAUGGAGUCUGAAUUGGCCAGAAUUAAGAAUUAUUGCACAGUCGUCCGUGCCAUUUGCCACACCCAGCCGUCAAAGACUAGCAUUGGCUUGAGAAAAUCUCAUAUCAUGGAGAUACAAGUAAAUGGUGGUACAGUGGCUGAAAAGGUCGAUUUUGUUGUUAGUUUAUUUGAGCAACCCGUACCAAUAUCUACAGUUUUUGAGGAGAACGAGAUGAUUGACACCAUAGCUGUGACAAAGGGGCAUGGUGUAAAAGGCGUUGUCAGUCGUUAUGGAGUAACUAGAUUGCCGAGGAAGACCCAUAGGGGAUUGAGAAAGGUUGCUUGUAUCGGCGCUUGGCAUCCAGCCCGAGUGCAAUUUCAAGUGGCACGAGCGGGGCAAAAAGGUUACUUCCACCGCACUGAGAGGAACAAGAAGAUCUACCGUAUAGGCUUAGGGAGAAAUCCAAGAAAUGCAAGUACGGAUUCUGAUGUUACUGAGAAACAAAUUACUCCAAUGGGUGGAUUCCCUCAUUAUGGUAUGGUGAGGGAGGACUUUUUGCUGGUAAAAGGUUGUAUUGCAGGGUGCCGUAAACGACCAAUUACUUUGCGUAAAACUCUAGUGCCACAAGUAUCUAGAGUUGCCCUGGAAAAGGUUUCACUGAAAUUCAUAGAUACAAGUAGCAAAUGGGGACAUGGUAGAUUCCAGACCAGUUUGGAGAAGCAGAAGUUCUACGGCCCGCUCAAGAGAACAGUUAUUGACCCUGUUCAAGCGUGA